This is a messenger RNA of Candidula unifasciata, 899 nucleotides long. Lineage: Eukaryota; Metazoa; Mollusca; Gastropoda; Stylommatophora; Geomitridae. The record is from the annotation of a GenBank genome assembly.
GUGCAGGCAAAUUUUGUGAAACAUCUUCACUCAGUGAGGAACGGGUUGGUCGGGAUGAUAAACAAAUGAUUCUAUACAAUCAGUUCCAGAUCAGCCGAAUCUACCCCAAAUUUUUACGCGUGACUUCAACCAAUUUUGAUCCAAUACCAAAGUGGAAUGUAGGCUGUCAGAUGGUUGCCUUGAAUUAUCAAACACCAGACAAGCCCAUGCAGAUCAACCAGGCCAUGUUUGCACAGAAUGGAAGGUGCGGCUAUGUCCUCAAGCCACGUUUCAUGAACAGCUCCCACUACAACCCAUCUGAGAUCACGUCUCUGAAAAAGGAUGUGGAAGCUGUAGUUCUGACAGUUACAGUCCUAGGAGGGAGAAACUUGGGCAGCAUGUUAUCAGCAGUUGGAGUCAUGCAACCUUUUGUCAUGGUUGAAGUCCUAGGUUUACCUUUGGAUUGUCAGACACAACGAACAAAGAUAUCCCAAGACAAAAAUGUCCUCAACCCAGUGUGGAAGAAUGAGGUAUUUGUCUUCCAUAUCUCAUGUCCAGACUUAGCUUUUAUCAGGUUUGAAGUAGGCAGUGAGGUCAGCCAAGCUGCAUGCCUGGGCCAGGCCACGUUUCAUCUGAAAAGCAUUCGCCAAGGGUAUCGCAGUGUACCUCUUCAGAAUGUUUACAGUGAGGCUCUGGCCUCAUCCUCCUUGCUUGUUCACAUCAACAUCAGAAAUCCAAAGGAAGAGGAAGAAAGAAAUAUGUUUCGCAUUGUAGAGGAAACUAGAAAGCUUUACAUGGAACUCAGCAUGUCAGUGCAGAAUGACAAGAAGAGAGAGCAACUACAGCAGACAGAACAGAAACUUCUAGAAUACCUUAAGCGAAGUCGGCAGAAUGGGUAUAGAAAAACAUGGAGACACUAG